Hyla sarda is the source of this 4118-nucleotide messenger RNA. It is a transcript of the gene TIMP2, whose product is annotated as TIMP metallopeptidase inhibitor 2. Gene Ontology annotation, molecular function: metalloendopeptidase inhibitor activity; protease binding. NCBI's taxonomy places the organism in Eukaryota, Metazoa, Chordata, Amphibia, Anura, Hylidae. Gene Ontology annotation, biological process: negative regulation of membrane protein ectodomain proteolysis; negative regulation of endopeptidase activity. Gene Ontology annotation, cellular component: extracellular matrix. The record is from RefSeq and is a predicted model, not a curated record. The transcript has 5 exons. Bases 427 to 1095 code for a protein of 222 amino acids.
GGGCCGAAUUCUGUGACCUGUCCGAGAAGCUUGCGAUGGCCGCCAGUGUAUCGUGACAUUCCGGCUCCUCACUGACAGACGAUACAAGCCGGCGCCGCCCGGGUAACAAACAGGAGGACAUGGAGUGGCUGGUGAUGGAGUUGUCCUUCCACACAGAUAAACGCCCCGGUGAGGAGACGCGUCAGUACCGGGGCCACAGGGCGCCCUCGGGUAGACAUUUUGGGGUGAUCCUGAAGAAGCAUCUCCGGUCAUCCCCCGUCCCUCCUCACCCUCUCUCCGCGCUGUAUCCUGGCCGGCUGCCCAGGAGGAGGAGGAGUCUGCGCCCUAAAGCCCCUCUCACUUCAGGCGAGGCGUAGACACACAAGCCACAGCCCGGGACAUCCAGCGAUCCUCUCCUCCAACCUGGUCCUACAUGCGGCUUUGAGAAUGCGGACGGCCCCGGUUUCCGGCCUCCUGGCCCCCGUGGCCCUUUUGCUUCUCCUGUGGCCCUCCGAGCGCUUCACUGACGCCUGCAGCUGCUCCCCGGUCCAUCCCCAGCAGGCCUUCUGUAACGCUGACAUAGUGAUCCGAGCGAAGGCCAUUGCGAGUAAAGAAGUUGACAGUGGGAAUGAUGUCUAUGGAAAUCCCAUCAAAAGAAUCCAGUAUGAAGUCAAACAGAUUAAGAUGUUCAAGGGACCUACCGAUGAUAUUCAAUACAUCUUCACAGCUCCGUCAUCCGCUGUAUGUGGAGUGCCGCUGGAGACUGGAGGCAAAAAAGAGUAUUUGAUCGCAGGUAAGGCAGAGGGUAAUGGAAAAAUGCAUAUCACAUUGUGUGACUUCAUUGUGCCAUGGGAUUCUCUCACUCAAACCCAGAAGAAAAGUCUCAAUCAGAGAUAUGAAAUGGGCUGUGAGUGUAAGAUCUCGCGCUGUCCUUCCAUUCCAUGCUAUGUUUCUUCCCAUGAUGAGUGUCUCUGGACAGACUGGAUGACAGAGAAGAGCAUAAAUGGACGGCAGGCUAAACAUUAUGCCUGCAUUAAGCGUAGUGAUGGAUCCUGUUCCUGGUACCGGGGAACAGCCCCUCCAAAACAAGAGUUCCUUGACAUAGAAGAUCCCUAAAUCUUAUUUUUGUGCCCACUCACCAGUUCUGAAUUUUUUUUUUCGGUCCAGGUAAACAUUAGUUCCUGCAAGUCACGUGGCUGAAAAGAAGAAGCUGGACCCCAAGCUGUCAUGGGACAGGGGUUUAACCCCUUCAUUGCUGAACGCUGCAGCACUGAAAGGAUUAAAUGGAUCAGGAUGAGGAUGGACUCUUCUUCCACCCUAGAUCUUAGACUUCCUCUCACCACUUUCCCUAUCAUACAGUUUAUUGGAGCGCACAAGGCCACAUAUAGAAUCCCUUUAAUUCUGUGUAGCUGGUCUACAGUCUUUUCCUUGACUUUCCCCAAGUGCCCUAUUCCCUUUACAAAAAGGAUAACCUGCAAAGCGAGGUCCAAGCUCUGAGUUCUGUUUGCCCAUCUGUACCCUCAAGUAAUCAGUGUAACUAGUGUUCUCGUGCUAUCUAAGCAGGGACUGGCUUUCUGUGGAAUUCUGAGAAUGCUUCCAUUAUAAGUUGCACCAAUGUUUUCAAGUUUUCUGUAUCUGUUGUUUUUUUUUUCUUUUGAUACAGUCUGGGAGUGUUCUUCAAGGAACACUAAUGCUAUACUAAAGGUUGCUGUUAUAAGAAUCGCAGUUGCUGUGUAUUAUACUGACUUCAGCAGUAAAAUGGGUUUAUCAUAGAUUUCCUUUACAUUUGAAGAGGAUCUGCCAGCUCCCCGAUACGUCUGUUUUAGCAAAUAUUUGUAUGUUGGAUUUUAUUACAAAUCUGGGAUACACCAUGAGCCCGGAUUGAACCGUUUCAAAAGGAAUAAUAACACCUUGUUGUCUCUUUAUUUAUACACCACCAAUUGUAAUAACAAGAAUAGCAAGAUAUUAUUUAUCAAAUAUAUUUUUAUUGAAAAUAAUAAAUAUAACCAUUGGUCAGUACAUUGAGAUAGAAAUAUAAACGAGAGUUACAAAGGGUAGACCAUUCAAAAACAUUAAAAAGAAAUGUUUUUGAGGUGUGCAGCUACCUUCUAAAACAGACAUGUCAGCAAAGGUGAAACAUUCACUUAAAAAAAAUGAUUUUAUAUAAAAUGAUGAAUGAUUUGGAGAGAAAGAAAAAAAGGUCAAACAAAAUAUGUAUAUUUCAUCAGUAAUUUAUUGUAAUCAGCUUAGCCGAAAGAAAAAUCCAAUAAGAUACUCCGUUCAAUCCUAUGACCCGAGUGUAGUCAGCUAGUGACUACAUUCAGGUCAUUUUCUAAACAUAUCCAACUUUUGGAUGGGACUGAAAAAUUCUACAGAUCACAAUUUUUCUUCUGAUUUAAAAGUGGGAUACGCUUGGAAAAUGUUAUGAUCGUAGUCAAAGCUGACUACGCUCAGGUCAUAGGAUUAAAUGGGACCCGUGCCAGUCCUUGCGCAAAUACAAUUGCAGCCGAUUUUGAGCUUCAAAAAUUGUAUCCACACCACAAAUCAUGAUGUGAAUGCACCCUAAACUUAAAGGGGUAUUCCAGGAAAAAACUUUUUUCUUUUAGAUCAACUGGCUCCAGAAACAGAUUUGUAAAUUACUUCUAUUAAAAAAUCUUAAUCCUUCCAAUAGUUAUCAGCUACUGAAGUUGAGUUGUUCUUUUCUGUCUGACAACAGUGCUCUCUGCUGACACCUCUAUCUGUCUCAGGAAUUGUCCGGAGCAUAAGAGGUUUGCUAUGGGGAUUCGCUCCUACUCUGGACAGCUCAAGAGACAGAUGUCAUCAGAGAGCAGUUAGACUGAAAAGAACAACUCAACUUCAGUAGCUGAUAAGUACGGGAAGGAUUGAGAUUUUUUAAUAGAAGUAAUUUACAAAUCUGUUAAACUUUCUUAAGCCAGUUGAGAUAUAAAAAAAAUAGUUUUUUCCUGGAAUACCCCUUCAACACCAGCUCCUCUAUUUUUCCACGUACAGACUCCAAUUCCAACACCAUCAUAAGUAUAAUAUUUACCGAUAUUUACUUUAAUAAAAUGGUAACAUAGUGCUGUUCACUGUCAUGUAUAUAUGAUAUUUAAAUUUUAAGGCUAAAGUUACUUUUCUUGAUCAGACAAUGGUAGUGUACCCUAGUGAUGUGCCACAAAAGUCUUUGCUGAGACAAGGUGAUAAAGAAAUCAAAUUGAUUGUUUUCAUAGGAAGUACAGUAAGGAAAUUCGUAUGUUGAUUUAUACUUAUAUGAUUGUGCAUGCCACAGCAUGCUAUAUGUAAGCAAUUCAGACUGAACACUUAGCAUGAGUAUUCUUUUAGGUCCAUUGCAAUGUAUUGCAUUGUGAAAGCAGCAAUAUAAGCCUUGUGCACUAUGCAUCAUAGUUCAGCAUUCAUUGUUGUAAUAAUAUAGGACUAAACUGUGUGGAAAAACUGUAGAUAUCAGACAUGGUUUAAUGGUAAACUAAAACAUUAUACACAGCAUAUCAUAGCCUCAGAGCACACAGGAAACACAGUGCACCCCACACUCUAUACACUGUACCAUCUUUAUUAAUACACAGUCAACAGUUACCUUGAUAUCAUGUGCACAGGAUACUCAUACCCCUUUUUACAAGUUGUGUGUAUACAGACCAUAGCACCAAAUCCUUUAAAGGUGCACAGGAGAGAAUGUUAAACGUGCCUGAUGUACUGUAUAGCUUUUGGGAAUAUUUAAUCCCUCAUUACUAGAAAACCUUUAUCAUAUUUAUAUCAUACUAUUUGGUAUUUCCCUUUCUAUUCCUGACAUUGCUUUAUGGUCUUUGUGUCAAGCCAAUCCCUUUGUACAAACAAGUAUACUGUAAAUCACAGUAAUGCUAUUUGUAGAGUUCUUGCUUGGUAAGUAUAAAACAGAAUGUGUAUUUUUUCUGCUGCAAGUAUUAAUUUAAAGCUUUUGUUAUCUUUGUGUUUUUAUUAUUAUUAUAAUUAUUAUUAUUUUUUAUUUUUUUGCUGAAAAUAAAGUCUGAGACUUGUGGAGAGAGAAGGGGAAAGGUUGCAUGUUCCGUGCUUUGCACUCAUUCCGAUGCUCGAUGACAAAUUCUGUAUGUGAAAGUUUCAUCGGUGCCAUUAAAAAAGUAUUAUCUGCC